Porites lobata is the source of this 4290-nucleotide messenger RNA. The record is from the annotation of a GenBank genome assembly. Lineage: Eukaryota; Metazoa; Cnidaria; Anthozoa; Scleractinia; Poritidae.
AUGGAAAAAACGUUCUUCAACGUGGCUGCGAUUGUCUUCAUUGGUGUUUUUUCAAGUACGUAUAUAUUUUCUUAUUGUUUUAUUUAUUUAUUGAUAUUCACAUUAUCUACAAUAUUACAAAAACAUUUACAAUAGACAUUCACUAACAAACAAUAGACUAAGUCUAAAUUAAUCGUUAAAUUAUUACAGUUCUAAAGAAAAUUAAGACAGAAUCCAUCAGAAAAUUUAAUUUUCAGUGGACAAAAACCUUGUGCCAGAAUAAUUUAAAAAAUAUUGCAUUAUUUUUUACAUUUUUCAAGGGCUAUAGAUGUAGUUAGUUAUCCGUAAUAACACCAAAGAAUAUUUCUUAUGCAUGGGAGCCCGAGAAAAUAAAUGUCAAAUUUCACAAAAUGACGUCUUACACAAGAAAUUUUCCGAAUUUUGCCUGUGUUUUUACAAUUCUUGUGAAAUUUGACAUUUAUUUUCUCGGGCUCCCAUGAGAAAUAGUUAAGGUGUCAGUAUCCAUUUUCUUUUGGAGAAAUUUUUGCUGCUGAUUAUUCUUUCUGUUUCAUAUUGAGAAGUACGUAUAUAUUGAUUAUAGUAAAAACCUUUGAAUGAACAGUUACUUUAUAGCUAUUUCAAUGCUCAACAGGCUCUUCCCAUUUAGGCGAGUUUUCGCAAGAACGUACAAUAGCCAUUGAGGUUUGCGUUAAUCACUUAACGUGCUUUUUGUUUGUAUAGGUAUAUAUUCACAAGACAUUUGCCCCAGUCGUCCAUUGAUGUUCGCUUCAGUAGGUGACAACGUCACCUUAUGCUGGCAAAUAACAGUAGAAAUAAACGAGCUCGAGAAAUACCUAAGACGCUUCACAGUUUUGGCCUUAAUAAGACCAGGCCAGAAUCAGAUGCAAAAAGUGGCAUCGGCGAACCAGAAUGGAACUUUUUCCAGAACAUAUGAGGACCAUCACCUCGGUCUGUACAAGGAUAGGGUUACUGUAGACGCUGAUUUACAAGCCGGGAAACUGUUUUUAAGAAUCACAAAUUACACCAACCAGAUGGAAAACGUGUACUGCGUGUUCUACGAGAUGACAAUUAUCAAUGACGUACGAUCUUGUUUCGCUAAUGCAGUUAUUCUCCGAACUAAAGGUAACUUACAAAAGGAAGCUCAGAUUAUUUGCUUUAUAGUUCCGAAAGGUGAUUUAAGUUAAAAUGUUUCAAAAAAUUACCGUUCCCCACCUUUCUUUAGUCCGUCGAGAGCGCGUAUAAAAAUAAAAACCGCGGGGGGUUUAUUUAUUUAUUCGCGCACUCGCCAGUUAUCGAAAAGAAAAAGAAAGCAACGUCUGUGUACAGGCUAAACUUUCUGUUGACGCUUCCCGUCUUUCAGUAGCUCCAUUGACAGCCGUUUGGUGCGCCUGCGGUUCUAUGCGCCAUUUUUGAUAAGAAGUUUGCUUCCUUAUCCCUCAAACGGCUAUAACCUUGCUGUUACGUUUACGUGCGACCUUCCACACAUCGCCUCUAGUUCAUUUACGCGCUUAAAAAUUACGCGACAGUGGGAAUCCACCCUAACAAACUUGAUGUAAAUGCACCAAUGACAUUACGAGUCUUCAUAGCCAAUAACAUCACGGCUUAACUGACAGACGACCAAUAACAACGCGACUUAUUUGACCAAUCAGGUCAAUAACCAGAGUUUAAUACCAUCAACUGACGUGAUACAACUCACUUUGACUCUAUUCAGGACUACGUUCACCCGGACGAUCAUACUCAACCUACUCAGUAAAACGUGAUAUAGACGGUGCGCCCAUACACCCUCCCUCCGCUCUCGAGUUGCCAUCAGUGAUCCGUUAUACGGGUAUUUAAAGUUAUCUUAAGCUACACGGAAAGGAAACGAAAACGAAGCAAGGAUUUGAGGUCAAACCUGGGAACUGAACUCAGGACUUCUCAGUAGGCCUUUCCCGCUCAGUAACUUUUGAGCAACUUUUGGCGUUUAGAGCAACUUUUUGCUGUUCUAGCAACCUCGAGCAAAUCUUGCCUUUCUGAGCAACUUUUGAGCAAAAUAUAGGUUUAGAGCACAUAUCAAGCACGAACAAGUCAACGAUUUCAUAGAAAACUUCCAUUUUUAAAUUUUUUAAAAUUUUUUUUUCGUGACCGAUGUUAGUAAUUAUUGUGAAGAACGAAAAAUAAAGCUUUUAAUUAACGUUUAUAUAAAAAUAUCAAGAAAUUUAGGUGGCAACUUUUGAAAUUUAGGUAGCAACUUUCUGGAUUUUUGACAAAUUUUUUAGCACCUUUUUGGCAUUCUAGUGAGCAACUUUCCAGCAUUUUACGAGCACAAUCGGGAAAGGCCUACAUGUCGCACAGAAGGCCUCGCACUUACCAAUUGUGUUCAUUUUUUCUCCUUUUAAAAAUAAGAUAAUACGUAGUAAAAAACACAUAUUAUUAUAAUAACACCAAUGACUGAUACCAAGUGAGCUUUCGCGCGAAAACUUGAUAUCUUCACAUGUGAAAAUUACAUGUUAUCUUCACUUGUGAAAUUAUCACCAUUGCUAUGGCUUCAUAAUAAACCGCACCUUUCAGACCAAAAAACUAUUUAAGUAAAAUGGUUUGACAUUUCAUUGGUGUUUUUAUAAUAAAUAGAGCAUUGCAUGGUCGCUCGUAGAUACCAAAUUUCUCUUCUCGUGUUGAAAAAAAUAUGCGCUCACUCGUGAAAUAUUUUUCAACACUCAAAGAGAAAUUUCUUAUCUCCGCGUGGGUGGCUAUGUAAUAUCCUCUAUUUAUUUAGAUAAAGUUGUUGAUUUAUUUUGCUCUUUAAUUGUUAGUUGCAGGUCCUGAUCUUCCCACAGGUAAUUAUGUGAAUAGCACGGCAAGUGCAAUGAAUUCAACAGAAAGCCCGCAAUCAACUGAAGGUAAGUGAAUAAAAAAAUGAAUGAGUGAGCCAAAAUGCUGCGUACCUUACGUACUACUAAGAGAAAUUAAAAUGCUUAUAUUUAACAUUGUUCAUUUUUUUGGUAUUUUUUAUUUUCCCCGUGCUGUCAUUUUGAACAACUGCAACUAUUGUUCAGCGUUCCUUGUAUGCAACAUGAAGGAUAGCAACCGAAAAACGUCAUGAUCAUUCAAAAUCACUAGAGCAAUGGAAAUUUUCAGGGAAAUAAUUUUCAUCUCAGUUUUUCGUCCUCUAAAUGCUAGAAUGCUUAAAUGCAAAAUAACAAUUCGGAAUUUUUACCUUUUCUGGCGAUUCGUCACUUUAGAAACGAGAGGAAAGCUGAGCCAAGUUAGCUUUCGCAAAGACUUCUGGGAGUUUUACUAAUUGGCCAAUAGCUGACCGGUGCAUACCCAAGUAACAAUCCCAGAAACCAUUGCGGACGUUCCCCUCUCGUUCCUAUGUUAAAUGCUGAAAAAAUUAAAGGUCAAAUUGUUAUAAUAUUUUGAUUUGUAUUUGUAUUUUUUUCUCCAGUUUAGUACAUAAUUCCAUCUGUUAAUAACAAUUUUCUAAAGGAAUAUGUUACUAAAGAGGAGAGGGUCACAUCUAGGUUAACUAAUAUCCUGCCCUUACUACAAUUAUUAUGAUAAAGGAAAAGAAUAGUUAAUUCUAUCAUGUAAGGAAGAAGAUUACCUAGAAUAACGUAGUAAUGUAUAGAUAAAAUUUAUAUAGGAAAGGAGAACUUCUUACAUACGAGUCAAAGUCAUCUUCUCCCACUUUUUCCCCCUUUCUUACUAGACAUUGUAGUUAAUUUUUUUCCUCAACUCGCAGGGUUAUCGAAAGCGCGGCCAUUCAACUUGCUGACCGCUGACCUACAAUAAUAUUUUUGCUCUUUUUCUUUCUUUUGUAGGGGAUACGGAGAUCCGAAGAGGAGAAGAUUACCGCACCGAACUCAUCAUCGUGAGUACUGUCCUUGGUGUAUUCUUGGUUGUUGUGGUCUGUUUUGUAGUCUGGAACAAGAGACGGGAGGUUGCGAGAGAGUCAUCAAUCCAACAGAAAAAGACCAUAGACUUCACGGCAGGACCAAGAUCAAAUCCUCCCUUGAAAAAUAAUAACUUAGUAUAACUCUAUAUGAAUUUCAUUGCUGUAAAUUUUUAUUAUGGAUGAGACAAUCAAACAGACAGAGACUAAAAACUUUACGAUAGGAGAUGCUUAGCUUAUUUCCUUGAGAAAUUUUAACUUAAGAUAGCUGUGAAUCAAUUCGUUGUAAAAUUUUAUAAUAGAGCUUGUACGUAUUAAUGGAUACAUAUUUAACUUAAUAUCUAUUUUGAAAAAAAGAAAACUUACAUAAUUGUUUUUACGUGUACCAUGUCAUUAAAUUAAACCUUACUUGUUUUCAC